Drosophila miranda is the source of this 3627-nucleotide messenger RNA. It is a transcript of the gene hoe1, whose product is annotated as P protein. The transcript has 12 exons. Lineage: Eukaryota; Metazoa; Arthropoda; Insecta; Diptera; Drosophilidae. Gene Ontology annotation, cellular component: membrane. The record is from RefSeq and is a predicted model, not a curated record. Gene Ontology annotation, biological process: transmembrane transport. Bases 625 to 3081 code for a protein of 818 amino acids.
UUUCGCUCGAAACGGACGUGCGGGUUCGAUCUGGAAGCGAGCGAGUGCCAAACAAAAUAAUUCAAUAAAUAAAUUCACACAUAAUACAAAUAAUUAUCCAAAUGCGAUAAAUAAAACAAAGAAAACAAAACUAAAACGUUCGAAAGCAGACAACGCUGCGUAUGCGUGAUUCGAUUCUAUGAAAAAGAGGCACAAAAAAACAAACGUCACACACAUCAAAAUGUACAAGAGAAAGGCCUGAACCUAAAGAAGCAACGUUUGCUUGCAGAAACAAUAAUUAUUAUUAAAUAGAUAAAAUUCUAUCCAAGGAAAGUUAACAUCAAAGGUCGUGUGAACAGCGUCAGCAGCUUAAUUAAUUUAAUACCCAUCCACCCACACAUCCACCCAUACCCCACUUUGUCCGGCCUUCCACAAAACGUCAAAAUUGCGCCAGUUCGGGUUCACGCCGCACCUAGUCCCUUGGCAGAGUCCCAGCCCCCUGCCAAUCAACACCAACGCCAGACGACAGACACGGCCACAGUGGGUCACAGUGCCGGAUCAACGGUAUCGCGGCGCCGGAGUGGGUCGGGGGGUGUCCGGGUGCCGAGUGUCCACAAGAAGCGCAAGAACAUUUGGCCCUUCAAGAUGCGGAUGAAGGUGAGCAAGCGGCUGUGGCCGCACCGCCAGGCCUCCACCAAGAGCGACAAGUUCCCACAGCCAAACGAAGUAACAGAAGGUGCCUUACAAGUCUGGCGUACCCUGCCCGAGCGCAUUCGUCAGGAUCCCAGUCUAGCCUCAUUUCGCCAGGAGCACGAGCGUUUACAUGGCGAUGGCGAUCCUCUGCCUCCAGAGGAGGUCGGAACUGCAGGCGUGCCAGGCGAACAGCUCGAGAACGGACCCCACGAGGAGACGACACUGGACACCCAUGCCUUUACGCAGAUCGGCAUCAAUGUGACGAACGAGGCGGGUCAGGUGCGAGUCAUUGACGGCAGGGACCUGGAGAACAAUAAUGAAGAUCAGCACGAUGACGUGGAAACGCAUGGCAAGAGCACGUUCGUCAAGUAUUUGAUCUGGUUCAAAAUAGCUGUGCUCCUGGUGGUCUGGUGUGUCUUCACCGCCUUCCUUAUGUCCAACAACGAGCAUGUGGACCAGCUGAGCCUGAUAAGUGUUCCUAGAAAUGGCUCACCCAGAGUCUUUCCCAUUACGACAUCCACUCUGCAGCGAAUUGGCCUGGGUCUACGCGGCCCCUUCCGUCUGCAGGAGAACGAGCUGACCAUCAACGAGAGUGUGCCACUGCCCCUGCUCCAGGUGCAGGUGAUGCGCAGCUACUUCGAUGCCGAAGGAAUGGAGGUGUACAUCGAGAACGCCAGCCAGCUGUGGCAGCUGGACGUGGUCUAUCCGGACCUCAUCGACGCCACCGUAGACACCAAGAAGCAACGCACCUUCGAGCUCAAUCCCACAGAUCCCUUGUGGCUGGCCCAGUCCAACAGGACAGAGCUCAGCUUUGAGUUUGUUAGCAGCAUCGAGGGCGAGCUGCCGCUGCAGUUGAACGUGGACGAGUCGCCAAUCUACAAGCGGGACGGUGUGAUCUAUGCGGCGGCUGUGCUCUGCGGUCUCUACAUCAUGAUUAUCUGGGAGAUUGUGAACCGAACGUUUGCCGCCAUCAUCGCCUCCACGCUAUCGGUGGGUAUACUGGCGGCCCUCAAUUCGCGUCCCUCCAUGGCCACCAUCAUGGGCUGGAUCGAUGUGGAGACGCUUCUAUUGCUCUUCGGUAUGAUGAUCCUCGUGGCCAUUCUCUCCGAGACGGGUGUCUUUGACUACCUGGCCGUGUACGCCUACAAGAUCACCAACGGACAUGUGUGGCCCCUAAUCAACUGUCUUUGCCUGUUCACCGCCGUGCUCUCCUCGUUUCUGGACAACGUGACUACAGUGCUGCUGAUGACUCCGGUCACGAUACGACUCUGCGAAGUGAUGUGCCUCAAUCCGGUGCCCAUUCUGAUGUGCAUGGUCAUCUACUCGAACAUUGGCGGUGCUCUAACACCUGUUGGGGAUCCGCCAAAUGUCAUCAUCGCCUCCAAUAGCUACAUAUCCAAGAAUGGCGUCAAUUUCGCUGUCUUCACGCUCCACAUGCUGCCCGGCGUGCUCCUGGUGAUGGUGCAGACCUACAUACAGUUGCGUUUCAAGUUCCGCAACAUCAGCGACCUGCAGUUUAAGGACUCACCGGAGGUGGAGGAACUGCGCCACGAGAUACACGUGUGGAAGCGAGCCGCCGCCAGUCUGUCGGCCUACUCCAAGGACGAGGAGCUAGUGCGACAAACCCUAAUGAAGAAGGUCAACCGCUUGAAGAGGAGCCUGAAGAAACGAAUGACGGCUGUGAUUGAGCCGGCUCCCAACUAUCAGCAAACACUGGCCAAUCUCCAGGCAAAGUAUCCCAUUCGCAACAAGCAACUGCUUGUCAAGUGCUCCCUUGCCCUGCUCUUUGUGAUCAGUUUGUUCUUUCUGCAUUCGGUGCCCGAGCUGCAGAGGCUGUCCCUGGGCUGGACGGCUCUGCUGGGUGCCAUUUUCCUCAUCAUCCUUGCCGAUAUCGAGGACAUGGAGGCCAUACUGGCACGCGUCGAAUGGUCAACACUUCUGUUCUUUGCGGCUCUAUUCAUCCUCAUGGAGGCAUUGACGGAGCUGGGUCUAAUCGAAUGGAUCGGCAAUAUGACAGAGGGCAUUAUUCUGGGCGUAGGCGAAGAUCGGCGCUUGAUGGUGGCCAUCCUGAUCAUUCUUUGGGUUUCUGCGGUGGCUUCGGCGUUUGUGGAUAACAUACCAUUGACCACGAUGAUGGUCAAGAUCACCAUAUCAUUGGCGCAGAACAGCACCUUGAAUCUGCCCCUGCAGCCUCUAGUUUGGGCCCUGGCCUUGGGCGCCUGCUUGGGAGGCAAUGGCACUCUGAUUGGAGCUUCGGCCAAUGUUGUUUGUGCUGGUGUGGCCGAGCAGCAUGGCUAUAAGUUCACCUUCCUGCAGUUCUUCAAAGUGGGUUUUCCUAUCAUGAUUGGAAGCAUUAUUGUGGCCACGGGCUAUCUGCUGGUCUCGCAUUCGCUGUUUGCGUGGCAUUGAUGAUGGGCAGCACUGGGCAGCCCUUAUGGGCAGCGUGGAUGGGAAUUGACUGUGUCGAUUUCGGAACAAGGCGCACUUUACCUCGUUACCUAUGAAACUGUACCACAUAUGCGACGCACGUCGUGUUCAACAGCUGCAGAUCGAGGGAAAAACAACACCAUUCAGACCCGAAACAGCACGACCCGAAAGCUAGAGAAAGGAAUUUCAAUAUCUUAUAGCCUGUCUAUAUAAGAGAGUGUUUAUAAAUUUAAACAGAUUCUAAAAGGAAACCGCAACCGCAACCAAACCAAAUCCACACAGAGACAGAAACGAAGAAUAUUAUAUACAUAAAUAUACAUUUAUUUUUACACAUCGUUGUUAGUGUAGUGCGUAGUCUAAAUAACAAAACAAAACCAACAACAAACCAACCAAAAAUAUAAGAAAUACAAAUUAAAUAAAACUAAAUUAAUUAUUUACAAUUAAUAAUGUCGCUGAACUGUGAAACAAUUUGUUAAAUGUUAAAUGUAUAUGGAUACGAAUCAAAUAAAACCAAAACGCAAAAUACUA